This is a messenger RNA of Chrysoperla carnea, 1798 nucleotides long. It is a transcript of the gene UGP, whose product is annotated as UTP--glucose-1-phosphate uridylyltransferase. Gene Ontology annotation, molecular function: UTP:glucose-1-phosphate uridylyltransferase activity. The record is from RefSeq and is a predicted model, not a curated record. The transcript is spliced from 6 exons. Gene Ontology annotation, biological process: glycogen metabolic process; UDP-alpha-D-glucose metabolic process. Gene Ontology annotation, cellular component: cytoplasm. Bases 158 to 1681 code for a protein of 507 amino acids. NCBI's taxonomy places the organism in Eukaryota, Metazoa, Arthropoda, Insecta, Neuroptera, Chrysopidae.
AGUAAACUUGACUAAUAAACUAAAUUGUGUUAAUUAAUCUGUGAGUGCGUGUUCUUAACAAUUAAGUGUAAUUAUUAUAAAGUUUAAUUGAAAAGUGUUAACAAAAUUAAUUAAUUUUAGUACCCGUUUAAUAUUUUUUAAAUAAAUCGUUUACAAAAUGAUGGAUAUAAUAAGUAAGCUUCGAAGUCAACGUGGUUCAAGUGGAACACGAGAAUUUCGUGAAGUAACAUUACGAGACGCACAAAUUCAAUUAAAUCAUGAAUUGGAACGAUUAGUAAAAACUGCACCUGAAUCAAAACGAGAAUGUAUGCAGAAGGAAUUCGAUAGUUUUUCAAAUUUAUUUGGCAGAUUUUUAAAUGAAGAAGGACCAGCAGUUGAAUGGAAUAGAAUUGAAAAGUUACCAACAAAUGCUGUUCGUGAUUAUACUUCCUUGCCCCAACCAGAUCAGGAAGAAAUUCGUAAAAUGCUGGGAAAAUUAAUUGUUGUUAAGCUAAAUGGUGGUCUCGGUACGUCAAUGGGUUGCCAUGGUCCUAAAUCAGUUAUUCCUGUACGAAGUGAACUUACAUUUUUGGAUUUGACUGUACAACAAAUAGAACAUCUCAACAGAGCUUAUAAUGUCAACGUGCCAUUAGUGCUCAUGAACUCAUUUAACACCGACGAAGAUACUCAAAAAAUCAUUCGAAAAUAUAAAGGAUUCAAAGUAGAAAUUGUUACAUUCUGUCAAUCGUGCUGCCCAAGAAUAAAUCGUGAAACAUUAACACCAAUUGCUAAGAAUUGUAACGUUGAUGAAGAUUCAGAAGCAUGGUAUCCACCAGGACACGGUGACUUUUAUUCAAGUUUAGAACGAUCUGGUUUACUAAAAAAAUUUAUAGCUGAAGGUCGUGAAUAUUGCUUUUUAUCCAAUAUUGAUAAUUUGGGUGCAACAGUUGAUCUCAAUAUUCUUAAUUUACUAUUAAACCCAUCACAACAUAUAUCAUCUGAAUUUGUUAUGGAAGUGACCGAUAAGACUAAGGCUGAUGUUAAGGGUGGUACUUUAAUGCAAUAUGAAAAUAAAUUGAGAUUGCUUGAAAUCGCACAAGUGCCUAAAGACCAUGUCGACGAUUUUAAAUCGGUCAAAACAUUCAAAUAUUUCAAUACAAAUAAUUUAUGGGUGAAAUUAGAUGCUAUUCAAAGGGUUCUAGACGAAAAAACAUUAAAUAUGGAAAUAAUCGUAAAUAAUAAAACAUUAGAUAAUGGUAUAAAUGUUAUACAAUUAGAAACAGCUGUUGGUGCUGCAAUGAAAUGUUUUGAAGGAGCAAUUGGUAUAAAUGUACCACGUAGUCGAUUUUUACCAGUUAAGAAGACAUCAGAUUUACUAUUAGUCAUGAGCAAUGUAUACAGUUUACAAAGUGGUUCUUUAGUCAUGUCACCACAACGUAUGUUCCCAACAACACCAUUGAUUAAAUUGGGUGAUAAUCAUUUUGCUAAAGUCAAAGAUUGUUUAGCACGUUUUGAUAAUAUACCAGAUAUGUUGGAAUUAGAUCAUUUAACUGUUUCUGGUGACGUUACAUUUGGUAAAAACGUUUCUUUAAAGGGUACUGUUAUUAUAAUUGCUAAUCAUGGAGAUCGAAUUGAUAUUCCAUCAGGUGCACAACUUGAAAAUAAAAUAGUAUCCGGAAAUCUUAGAAUUUACACCCAUUAAAUACAUAAUGUGUGUCUGUCUACAUAUUAGGAUUAUUUCUUAAAAAUUCAAUUUAUAGCCAAUGAGAGUGCUUUGUAUAAAAAAUAAUGCCCAAUUAUUGUACUAUUUGCAAACAGC